This is a messenger RNA of Chelonia mydas (Green sea turtle), 14713 nucleotides long. It is a transcript of the gene PLXNA4, whose product is annotated as plexin A4. Bases 77 to 5755 code for a protein of 1892 amino acids. Gene Ontology annotation, molecular function: protein binding; semaphorin receptor activity. The transcript has 31 exons. Lineage: Eukaryota; Metazoa; Chordata; Testudines; Cheloniidae. Gene Ontology annotation, cellular component: semaphorin receptor complex. The record is from RefSeq and is a predicted model, not a curated record. Gene Ontology annotation, biological process: semaphorin-plexin signaling pathway involved in axon guidance; negative regulation of cell adhesion; regulation of GTPase activity.
AAAAUCCGCUAAGGGACUUUGAAAACGCUUGCCGCUCCGCAUCCUCACUCCCUUGGGAAUACAAAACUUUCUAACUAUGUCGGCAGCCAUGUGGAAAUGGACUUGCCUGAUUUCCCACCUGCUCCUAUCUACCGUGAUGCCAUCCCUUGGUAGGCAACAGCCACCUCAUCCAAAGAGGCCCUUUGCCACUUUCCCCGGAGAGCAGGCAGAGGGGACUUUUAACCACCUGGUGGUUGAUGAAAAAACUGGGCACAUUUACUUGGGGGCUGUCAACAGGAUCUACAAACUCUCCAAUGACCUAAAAGUUCUGGUGACCCACCAGACUGGUCCAGAUGAAGAUAACCCAAAGUGCUAUCCUCCCAGGAUAGUCCAGACUUGCAAUGAACCCUUGACUCUCACUAACAAUAUCAACAAGAUGCUCCUGAUAGACUACAAGGAGAACAGGUUGAUCGCCUGUGGGAGCCUUUACCAGGGGAUCUGCAAGCUGUUGAGGCUGGAGGACCUCUUCAAGCUGGGAGAGCCCUUCCAUAAGAAGGAGCAUUAUCUCUCUGGGGUAAACGAGAGUGGCUCUGUUUUUGGAGUCAUUGUUUCUUACAGCAACAUGGAUGACAAGCUGUUCAUCGCCACGGCCGUGGACGGCAAGCCCGAGUACUUCCCCACCAUCUCCAGCAGAAAGCUCACCAAGAACUCCGAGGCGGAUGGGAUGUUUGCUUAUGUCUUUCAUGACGAGUUCGUGGCCUCCAUGAUCAAGAUCCCCUCAGACACGUUCACUAUCAUACCUGACUUCGACAUCUACUACAUCUACGGCUUCAGCAGCGGCAACUUUGUCUACUUUCUGACCCUGCAGCCUGAGAUGAUCUCCCCGCCUGGCUCCACCACCAAGGAGCAGGUCUACACCUCCAAGCUGGUCCGGCUCUGCAAGGAGGACACAGCCUUCAACUCCUAUGUUGAGGUGCCCAUUGGCUGCGAGAAGAACGGGGUGGAGUACCGGCUUCUCCAAGCAGCCUAUUUAUCCAAGGCAGGUGCCAUCUUGGCCAGGUCCUUGGGUGCCAGCCCAGAUGACGAUAUCCUCUUCACAGUCUUCUCCAAGGGGCAGAAGAGGAAAAUGAAGUCCUUGGAUGAGUCUGCUUUGUGCAUCUUCAUCCUGAAAAAGAUCAACGACCGCAUCAAAGAAAGGCUUCAGUCCUGCUACAGGGGAGAGGGGACCUUAGAUCUGGCCUGGCUCAAAGUCAAGGACAUUCCCUGUAGCAGCGCGCUGUUAACAAUUGAUGACAAUUUCUGUGGCCUGGAUAUGAAUGCCCCUCUGGGAGUAUCGGAGAUGGUGCGAGGACUCCCCAUCUUCACCGAAGAUGGGGACAGGAUGACAUCUGUGAUCGCCUAUGUCUACAAGAACCACUCACUGGCAUUCGUGGGCACCAAGAGUGGCAAGAUGAAAAAGAUCCGCGUAGAUGGCCCCACCAGUAGCGCCCUGGAGUAUGAGAUCGUGCAGGUGGUGGACACCGGCCCCAUAUUACGAGAUAUGGCCUUUUCAGUGGAUCACGAGCACCUGUACAUCAUGUCUGAGAAGCAGCUGACCAGAGUGCCCGUGGAGUCGUGCGGGCAGUACAAGACCUGCAGCAAUUGCCUGGGCUCCGGGGACCCCCACUGUGGCUGGUGUGUGCUCCACAACACGUGCACCAGGAAGGAACGGUGCGAGCGCUCCAGCGAGCCUCGGAGAUUCGCCUCGGAGAUGAAGCAGUGUGUCCGGCUCACUGUGCAUCCCAACAACAUCUCCGUCUCCCAGUACAACGUGCUGCUUGUCUUGGAGACCUACAAUGUCCCUGAGUUGUCAGCCGGGGUCAACUGCACCUUCGAGGACCUUUCCGAGAUGGACGGCUUGGUGGUGGGGAACCAGAUCCAGUGCAUCUCCCCGGCUGCCAAGGAGGUGCCCCAAAUCAUCAUGGAGAAUGGAGACCAUCACAUUGUCCAGCUCCAGCUCAAGUCCAAGGAGACAGGCAUGACCUUCGCCAGCACCAGCUUUGUCUUCUACAACUGCAGCGUCCACAACUCGUGUCUGUCCUGUGUGGAGAGCCCCUAUCGGUGUCACUGGUGCAAAUAUCGCCACGUCUGCACCCACGACCCCCGUUCCUGCUCCUUCCAGGAAGGGCGAGUCAAGCUGCCAGAGGACUGUCCUCAGUUGCUCCAGGCAGACAAGAUCCUGGUGCCCGUGGAAGUGAUCAAGCCAAUCACCCUGAAAGCCAAGAACCUGCCUCAGCCGCAGUCGGGGCAGCGGGGCUAUGAGUGUAUCCUGAAUAUCCAGGGCAACGAGCAGCGGGUUCCCGCCCUGAGGUUUAACAGCUCCAGCGUGCAGUGCCAGAACACCUCGUAUUCAUAUGAAGGGAUGGAGAUUAACAGCCUGCCGGUGGAGCUGACAGUCGUGUGGAAUGGGUUUUUCAACAUUGACAACCCAGCGCAGAACAAAGUGCACCUGUACAAGUGUGGGGCCAUGCGGGACAGCUGCGGCCUGUGCCUGAAGGCCGACCCAGACUUCGAGUGCGGCUGGUGUGAGGGACAGAACCAGUGCACGUUGAAGCACCACUGCCCCGUCCAGGAGAACCAGUGGCUGGAACUGUCCGGGACCAAGGGCAAAUGCACCAAUCCCCGGAUCACCGACAUCAUCCCGGUGACGGGCCCUCGGGAAGGAGGAACCAAAGUGACAAUCCGGGGGGAGAAUCUGGGACUGGAGUUCCGGGACAUUGCAUCUCAUGUCAAAGUGGCUGGAGUGGAGUGCAAACCGCUGGUGGAAGGAUACAUCCCGGCAGAGCAGAUAGUGUGUGAGAUGGGAGAGGCCAAACCCAGCCAGCACGCCGGAUUCGUGGAGAUCUGCGUGGCCGAGUGUAAGCCUGAGUUCAUGGCCAGGUCCUCCCAGCUCUACUACUUUAUGACUCUGACUCUCUCUGACCUGAAGCCAAAGCGGGGUCCAGUGUCGGGGGGCACACAGGUGACCAUUACAGGCACCAACCUGAACGCUGGCAGCAACGUUGUGGUGACAUUUGGGCGGCAGCCCUGUCUCUUUUACAGGAGGUCCACGAAGCACAUUGUCUGUAACACCACAGCCUCGGACGACGGCUUUGAUAAGGUGAAGGUGUCCGUGAGGGUGGACAAAGCCAAAAUACAUCAGGAGUUGCAGUUUGAGUACAUGGAGGACCCCACCAUCCUGAGGAUUGAGCCAGAGUGGAGCAUCAUCAGUGGAAACACCCCCAUAGCCGUGUGGGGAACUCACCUGGACCUUAUCCAGAACCCUCAGAUCCGGGCCAAGCAUGGUGGGAAGGAACACGUCAAUAUCUGCGAGGUACAGAACGCCACGGAGAUGACCUGCCAGGCUCCAGCACUGGCCGUGGACCCAAAUCACCAGUCCGAGCUAACCGAGCGCCCAGAAGAGUUUGGUUUCAUCCUGGAUAAUGUUCAGUCCCUGCUGAUCCUCAACAAAACCAACUUCACCUACUACCCAAACCCAGUCUUUGAGGCUUUCAACCCCUCGGGGAUCCUGGAACUGAAGCCAGGAACUCCCAUCAUCCUAAAGGGGAAGAACCUAAUCCCGCCGGUGACUGGAGGGAACGCCAAGCUGAAUUACACCGUGCUGAUAGGAGAGAAGCCAUGUGUGGUGACCGUGUCGGACGUGCAGCUGCUGUGCGAGUCCCCGAACCUCAUUGGACGGCACAAAGUGAUGGCUCGAGUGGGAGGAUUGGAGUUCUCCCCAGGGAUGGUCUACAUCUCUCCUGACAGCCCGCUCAGCCUGCCGGCCAUCGUCAGCAUUGCCGUGGCUGGCGGCCUGCUCAUCAUCUUCAUCGUGGCCGUGCUGAUUGCAUACAAGCGCAAGUCCCGCGAGAGCGACCUGACCCUAAAGCGGCUGCAGAUGCAAAUGGACAACCUGGAGUCCAGAGUGGCUCUGGAGUGCAAGGAAGCUUUUGCAGAGCUUCAGACAGACAUUCACGAGCUGACGAGCGACUUGGAUGGCGCUGGCAUCCCCUUCCUUGAUUACCGCACCUAUACCAUGAGGGUGCUUUUCCCUGGCAUUGAAGACCACCCUGUCCUGAGGGAUCUGGAGGUCCCUGGCUAUCGGCAGGAGCGGGUAGAGAAGGGCCUAAAGCUCUUCGCCCAGCUCAUCAACAACAAGGUGUUCCUGCUGUCCUUCAUCCGCACUCUGGAGUCCCAGCGCAGCUUCUCCAUGCGGGACCGUGGCAACGUGGCCUCGCUCAUCAUGACCGUGCUGCAGAGCAAACUGGAGUAUGCCACCGAUGUCCUCAAGCAGCUCCUGGCUGACCUCAUUGACAAGAACUUGGAGAGCAAAAACCACCCCAAGCUGCUGCUGAGGAGGACGGAGUCUGUGGCAGAGAAGAUGCUCACUAAUUGGUUCACCUUCCUGCUGUACAAGUUCCUCAAGGAAUGCGCUGGCGAGCCGCUGUUCUCCCUCUUCUGCGCCAUCAAACAGCAGAUGGAAAAGGGCCCCAUUGACUCCAUCACUGGGGAAGCCCGCUAUUCGCUGAGCGAGGACAAGCUCAUCCGGCAGCAGAUUGACUACAAGACACUGGUCCUGAGCUGCGUGAACCCCGACAACGUGAACAGCCCAGAGAUCCCCGUGAAGAUCCUCAACUGCGACACCAUCACGCAGGUCAAGGAGAAGAUUCUUGACGCCAUCUUCAAGAAUGUGCCGUGCUCCCACAGGCCCAAAGCUGCUGACAUGGACCUGGAGUGGCGGCAGGCAAGUGGGGCCCGAAUGAUCCUGCAGGACGAAGACAUCACCACCAAGAUAGAGAACGACUGGAAGAGACUCAAUACCUUGGCGCACUACCAGGUGCCAGAUGGAUCCGUGGUAGCAUUAGUCUCCAAGCAGGUCACUGCCUACAAUGCUGUCAACAACUCCACUGUCUCCAGGACCUCUGCUAGCAAGUAUGAAAACAUGAUCCGUUACACAGGCAGCCCGGACAGCCUGCGCUCCCGCACACCCAUGAUCACACCUGACCUGGAGAGCGGAGUCAAGAUGUGGCAUCUAGUCAAGAAUCAUGAGCAUGGAGACCAAAAAGAGGGCGACCGGGGCAGCAAGAUGGUGUCCGAGAUCUACCUGACCAGGCUGCUAGCCACCAAGGGCACUUUGCAGAAGUUUGUCGACGACCUCUUUGAGACGAUCUUCAGCACGGCGCAUCGUGGCAGCGCCCUGCCCCUGGCCAUCAAGUACAUGUUUGAUUUCCUGGACGAGCAGGCGGACAAGCACAACAUCCACGACCCCCACGUGCGGCACACCUGGAAGAGCAACUGCUUGCCACUACGGUUCUGGGUCAACAUGAUCAAAAACCCCCAGUUUGUAUUCGACAUCCACAAGAACAGCAUCACAGAUGCCUGCCUCUCGGUGGUGGCUCAGACCUUCAUGGACUCCUGUUCAACCUCGGAGCACCGUCUGGGCAAAGACUCCCCUUCCAACAAGCUUCUGUAUGCCAAGGACAUCCCCAGCUACAAGAACUGGGUGGAAAGGUACUACUCGGACAUCGGCAAAAUGCCGGCGAUCAGCGACCAGGACAUGAACGCCUACCUGGCGGAGCAGUCUCGCAUGCACAUGAACGAGUUUAACACCAUGAGUGCACUCUCCGAGAUCUAUUCCUACGUGGGCAAGUACAGUGAGGAGAUUCUCGGAGCCCUUGAUCAAGACGACCAGGCCGGGAAACAGAAACUCGCCUACAAACUUGAACAAGUCAUAACCCUCAUGAGCAUAGACAGCUGAGAACUGGCCUGCCAGGGGAGCCCUGGGAGGGAAAAACCAACCCGUGCCUCAGUCAAGAUCACCAUCUUUACCAAGUGCAAGUGUAAGCAGAGUCACCUGAUCAGCGCUCUCUCUCUCUUCCCUCUUUCCCCCUCUCUCCAAACCUAUAGACCAGGCCCCAGGGAUUCCCGGGAAGUGAUGGUGGAGGAAUCUCAGCUUUGGGGGACAUCGAGACAUUCAGGUGGAGCUCUCUUGUUCACAGCUCCCCCUUCCUCCCUCACCCUAGAAAUACCAUAUCAGCUGUAUCCAGAUGGGAAACUGGAAGGUGGCCUCUGCCAUGCUGCUUUAACUGCCCUCCUGGGCCCAUAGUCCUGGAGCGGAAACAAACUCAGUAUUAUUAGAGUCUUGCCAAGGGGAAACUACUCCCCUUUCUUGGCCUGCCUCCAGGGAUCCUAACGGGGGCAAGAAUGAACCUGGAUCCUCCUCCAGCAGAGCCAUUCCAGCGCCUUUGGUCAACCUCAAUCCCAGAGGAGGGAAUUCAAGGCAGUUCUGGGAAGCCCCAGGGACCUGGUUAAAACUGGAGCAAGACCGUCGUGGCACUGGGGACUCUAACUGUCUGGGUGAACAGCAAUGUGAGCCGUUCUCCAGGGAUUGGGGGAAGAUGGGGCCUCACCUUGCCCCUUGCCCCAUUUUUCGUACGUUUAUUAUUAUUUUUAAAACAGAUCUGUGUCCCUCCCAGUCUUUCCUGGUGUGUUCUGUCGACCGUAUAACUGCAACAAAAGGCUCUCUGCCUAGUUGGACCCCAUUGGUGGUAACCGUGUCCUCCUGGUGGCGUAUAGCAUCCCGUUUCCAAACACGCCCUGGAGAAGACAAGCCACAAGGAGCCACACUUCAUUCUGGCCUUGAAAAUCGUGAUAGCCCAGGAAAUGGAUAAGUUCUACCAUGGGAUUUUUGUUUGUGUCUCUUUCUGAGCUGGAACAAGAUGGUUUUUGUUGAACAAUGUGGGGUGUUUGCUGCAAAACGUGAGGGUAGGUCCGUGGGACAAUAGUCAAUAACUUCCUCUCAGGCUGCUCCCAGGAGGAAGUGACCUCGCUUCCAGGGGGGAAGUGACCUCACACGUAGUGGGCCUUUUUCUUAAAAACAGUGCAAAGUUUUCUUCUUUAAUAUUCCAAACUAAGUGACUGUUUUUCAGCAACACCGAGCCACCCUCUUCCCCCUUGCUCUCCCGCCCUGUCCCCAGACGUUCCUCGUGUCCCACUCCCAUCUCCCUCCCCAACAAUUGACUCGUUUUUAAAGCACAGCUGGUGCCUGCAAACUAUCUCCCUGCUCCUUCCGUCCCCAGUGCCAGCACUCAUCUGCUUCCCCUCCCUCCCGAGGUCACGUUUAUCUCGGAAUGGGCAUGGAUGGGAGAUGAUGCUUGACCAGUCCACUCCCCCAGAACAGCUGCGUCGCCGAGGUCCAAGCCAUCUUGUAAUGAAACACAGGAGAGACCCGGUCCUCUUCUCGUUUUGUACGAUCGCAAACUGCUCACUUUGAUACCAUCUCAGCUCAGCGUGGCAGAGACACCGACCCCAGAGCACAAACCAGAAAACCUCGAAUUUGGCACAACACUGAGCGAGGAUGGAAGGAGGCGAUGGGUUUGCACCCAUCCCUCAAGGAAAACAAGAGUGCUUGCUAAGAACGUGCACAGGAGUGGACUGGAGCCGCCUGCAGCCAGCUGCUUCCGUCCACAGAGGAUAGGCUUUGGAGGAUGCAGGAGAGAGGACAUCUGUUAGGUGUGAUGGGGAGGUGACGGUCAGAUCCGGUCUGGUUCAUAUAUCUUGCUAUGAAAGCAAAAGCACUGUGUGACAGCGUAUUGCCCAUGGAUUGAAGGGUGGGCAGGGUGGGGGAAAAGAAUUAGUUAUCAAGCUGAUUUUAUUCAUCCGCACACUUAAAUACAGAGGCAGUGCUUUCAACAGUAGUAAGGAGGCUGUUGUAAGAUUUAUAUUCAAACAGCAAAGCUUAGGGACACAUUUUAGUUUUUAAAUACCAGACGUGUGUGUGUGUGUGUGUGUGUGUGUGUGUGUGAUUUCUUUUCGUUGUGCUUGCUUUCUUUUACGUUGGUCAACUGAUUGACUUGUCACGCACCUUAUGGACAUUUCAACACUUGCUAGAGGACUGAGUGCUGGGGACGUUUUGGUUUGGGUUGGCAACGUCAUGGUUUUAAUAAUUUGGUUAGGUUGCAGUGUGUCCCUGAUUAGAUGGUUAUGGCAGUGGAGUGGAAAGAGCUAUGGGUGAUAAGGAAACACACAAAAAUUGCUUUUUUUAAAAAAUACAUUAAAAAUUAAAAAUGAAAGAAACCAAAGGUUUUGACAAAGUGCCACAAAUGAUAAAUACAGACCCUAUUCCCAUGACUUUUACUCAGCAGGCUGGUCAGAUCUAAGGAUAAAAAGCUGGUUUUGGAGAGAUGAGCGUCCGGCAGCCAGCUGUGCUGCCCAGAGAUGGAUUUUGUUUGCACAUGUGAAGGGAGGGAAGGCGACAUUAUAUGUAUAUAUAUAAAAGAGGUAUUGAAGGAAACACAUGUGAUUUUGCACAGCUAGAGAAGUUAAAAAAAAAACUGGGAAAGAAGAGACGUGUCCUGAUUCUGGUUAGAGUUUGCAGGUUUUUAUUAUUUAAAUUUUUUGCCGGUACAGAAUUUUUCAACUUUUUUUUUUUUAAUUUGUCAAAGAAAAACUUGAACACCUCAGAGAAAUGGCGAGAAUGAAAAACUCAUUGGAAACAGGAAGCAUUGUGAGCUUCAAACCCUGACCCCCUCCUUUCCCCCCACCCCCGAGGAUUUUAGACAAAUCUAUAUUUUGCUUCAUUUUUAUUUUUGUAUCUGAGCUUUUGGUUGGUUGGUUUUUGCCUUGAAAAUGUGCCGAAAUUGUGAUGUGAAUGUGUGGGCUCUGCUCUCCAUCCCCCUGUGCCCCCCCCUUCCCACCUCCCCUGUCCCCACAGUCCUAAGAAAUGUCUUGACCCCCCCCCCAAUUUAAUUUAAUUUAAUUUUUUUACGUGCAUGUAAAAUACAAUUAAAAACAAAGCCACACAAACAGAAGGAAGAAUGAGCCUUGCUAUCAUCUAGGUGAGUUACUUGCCUGAUUUCUUUGCCUAUGUCUUUUCUCCGGCUGCCUGUGACCACCCAACCUGUGUGGUACGUCACGCUCAGGCCUGGGAUUUAAGCUACCCAUUGAGGGUUUGAUCCAAAGCCUACUGAAAUCAGUGGAGAAAUGCUCCACACUCCUGGCUUUGCCUCAGGGCCCAGAGUUCCUAGGUCACUUAUUGCUAUUUCAUGGGUGUGACCCAAAUGCUGCAGGCAAGACAGUUAAAGAGCUCUGAAUGUCACCAGAUGUCAGGCGGCAGGGCUGGGAGACUCUGGCAGACAGAUCCUAGCACUGGCCCUGUGGGUAUAGGUGGAGGAAUGGUGUCACUGCAGAGUUAGCUUGGGGGAUCAGCACCUGGGUCUGAGCAUGGGGCAGCCACAGUACAAAGCACUGCCUAAGUGACCCUGUCCUCAUUGGUGCCGCGCUGCUCCAUCUGUGUUGCUAGGACUCCCAGAGCACCUCCCAUGGUUCCUUGUGCUGCGUAAGCUGAGCUGCUCUCUGAUUCUUUCCUAGUGAAUUGUGGGAGAACUUGGCUGCUCUUCUGGUUGCCUGGGGGGAUUGUGGGCAGGCCCUGGAGGACGAUCAGCCCUCGAGUGAUUUAGCCUGAGUCCUCACUGCAAGGUGGGUGGCGUACCAGCCUGAGUGAGAACGGAACCCAGACUGUAGUGUCGUCUGUAUCCCCAGCUAGCCCGAUGAGGGGGAUUUGUGUGUGGACAGGCAGCAGGCUAGGGGCAAUGGCUGAAUAACUCAGCAGUGCAGCCAUACCUUGCGGUCUGUAAAGGUGGAACCUUUAACAAACACUGUGAAGCGUAGGGAUGAUACAAACCCAAGAGAAAUCCUGGAACCUUCCUUCUCCUUCCUUGCAGAUGGGACUGACCCCACACUGGUCCUAGGCAGAUUAAAUUCAUAGGCCAGAUCCUCAUCUAUUGGACACCUGCAUUGCUCCAAUGGUUUAAAGGAGCUGCAGCACUGAUUUACACAAGCUGAGGCUCUGACCCCUGUGGUUACCUCUUCGUCUCAUUCAGAUUUUGGUGCCCAGGCAUGAAAGCUAAGAUCUAAAGAGGCUUUGCCAGCUGAUAGUUGGUUGAUAAUUGUAGUGCUUGUCAAAAUUGCCGUGCCUGCUAACUGAACUAUCUUAACCAUCAUCCCCAAGUGGAGGCUCUUACCCUAAUGAAAGCUGGGGUCAGGGCAACAAAUUCACAUUUUGGGCUUUAAUAGAGAUAGAAUUUUUAAAGACUAAUGGCCUUUUCCACUAUUGGUGUAGAGAGCCAGCACAAGGCUUACGUGCCACUCACAUCAGUCCUCAGGUAGAUGUAACUAGUGGUCAAGAGAUGACACAGCACAAGAAAACGUUGGCUGAUAUCAAGAGGAAAUGGCCUAAUAAUAAGCUCUAAUGUAGAGGACACAAAGUUUGGAACUUUGGAUGGACCCUCACUUUGUGGCAUAGUCUCCCACGAGAAGUGCUAGAAACCCAAAUGGAUGGAGUCCAGUUAAACUGGGCUGGGAAUAGCACUGACUCUACAGGUGGGCCUAAAGUACAAUCCUGUACUCGCAGAGGGAUGGACAAAAAACUCAAACUGUACUUGUCUUUUCUGCCUCUGACAUCUAUGCCUAUUAGUAUGGCAGGCCUACACUCAGCUGCUGCUAGGAGAAUAUGGCCAGAGUAUCAUUCUUGUGGCCUGCUGCUCAUUUUGAACAUUGGGAUUUGGAGAAAAGACUUUAAUCAACAGCAACAGCCUUAAAAACAUGAGAGGUGACAAGUAAGGCCCUGACGCAAAGCCUAUGGAAGUCAGUGGAAACGUUCCCACUGACUCCAGGGGGGUUUGGAUCAGGCCCUAAUGGCAGCAGAAAAUUGACAGGCGUUUCCUACUGUGAUUGAUUUUUCCAGCUCUAAUUAUCUGUGAUUCAGUCACUGGCAAUUUCAGUAAGACAAACAGAAAAGCCAGGGUGAGGAGAAUGAACUGUGUUUCCUCCAGCGGGGACGUCCUUGUUCAAGGUCCCCUCAGUCAAACCUGUCUGAAAUUCGUUGAAUUUUGAGAUCUGAAAAAUAAAUGUUGGCAACAUUGUAACUAAAUUUAAUCCCCUCCACCACCACCACCACCCCCCCACACAUACACACACUUGUUUUUAUUUUUUGACCAACUCUGGAGACUAUAGGAACAAACUACCUAGGGAAGUAAGGAAUUCUCCACCUCUCGAUGUCUUGAAAUCCUGAAUGCCUGUCUGGAAGUUAUGCUUUAGUCAAAUACAAGUUAUGGAGGUAAACACACACGUAACGGGGUGAAAUUCAGUGGCCUGUGAGCGAUACUGUAUCCAGUUUUGGUCACUGCUAUAUAGAAAGGAUGUAGAGAAACUGGAAAGGAUCCAGAGGCGAGCGACAAAGAUGAUCAAAGGGAUGGGAUGCAAGUCAUAGGAGCAAAGGCUGGAGGAACUGGCUAUGUUUAGUUUGGAAAAGGGGAGAUUAAGUGGGGACAUGAUCACAGUCUUCAAAUACUUGAAAGGCUGCCAUUAAAAGAUGGAGAAAAAUUGUUCUCUCUUGCCACAGAGGGCAGGACAAGAGGCAACAGGUUCAAACUCCAGCAGAGCAGAUUUAGAUUAAAUCUCUGGAAACACUUCCUCACUGUAAGAACAGUAGGCAAAUGGAACAGACUGCCAGGGGAGGUUGUGGAAGCUCCUUCGCUGGAGGUUUUCAAAAGGAGGUUCAGUGGCUAUCUGUCUGGGACAGCUUAGACCCAACAAAUCCUGCAUUUUGGCAGGGGGUUAGCUUAGAUGUCCCUUGUGGUCCCGUCUAACCCUGGGGUUCUAUGCUACAGGAGGUCAGCCUAGAUGAUCUAAUGGUUCCUUCUGGCCUUAAGCGCUGUGAAUCUAUGAGCUGGUGAAAAUGGUUUAAAUUUAAAAAGAAAAGGUUGAAGAAAAAAAUGUGUAAAAUUUUUUGGGAAAAGAUGGUAACGAGUUUUUCCUUUUUUAAAAAAAAACUCAUUGCGAGGGACAGCCCUGGCACCCGGCGGCAACCCCCCUGAAGUUUGGAAAGUGCUAUUUAUAGGCCACACAACUUUAUUAGUGUCCCUUUGACAUUACCAGGUAAAUUGAAAUAUGGAAGCAGCCCCAUCUUUUGGUCUUGGAAGCUGUCCCCAACUUGCAGUAUGGGCAAACCCUGGUCCAGAUGCCCCUGUUGUGGAGACUUCGGAGAACACCCCCUAGUUCAGACUUCAGGGGUUUGUUCAUCACCAAAGCUCCGUGGCGUUCUGUGCUAGUUUAGGCCACCCCCUGGUUUGAAAAUGCCACAUGCAGAGAAGCUAUCAGACAUAAAUCCAGGCCCCGCCCAAGCUCUCCUCCUUGAUUGUGCAGGGCUGAAGAAGCAGUGAAGAGGGUGUGAUAUGUAAAUGUGUGGGCCUCCCCCAGCAGGGGGCUCUGCACGGCCACCAGGAAAAGACCCCCGUGGUCCAGAUCCUCCACUGGUGUAAAUCAGUGCAUGGUAGUGCCACUGAAGUCAAUGGAUCUGGCCCACUGCACCUGCAAAGCAGGUUACUCUAGCAGGGACUGAGCAGCCCAGCGACCACCCCCGUUCUGCUGUGGAUUGCGAUGCAAACGAGGACCACUUGCCACUGUGAUUCAGCGAGCUGCCAGGACCGUUGUGCAUGGGGUGAACGAUGCCUCCCACACUCAUUCUCUCACCCUUUCUUUUCUAGUUUUGACACAGCUGCUGUUCCUGUUAUUAGGGAAGCAGCCUGGUCUAAUGGAGUGAGCCCAGUGCCAGGAACGCCUGAAUUCUAAUCUCAGCUCUGCACCCACCUCCUUGCCUGGCCCUGGGCAAGUCCUUAACCUCGCUUCCCCUGCCCGUGGAACAGGAGAGUAGCCGUGCCUGUCACGAGGCCUUGAGGGUUAAUGAUUGUUUGCAAUGCACUUUGAAAAUGGGAAGUGCUAAGUAUUAAGGAUUAUUUUGGUCACCUGAGUUCUGCACACUAUUUUAGAGGUGCUCAGCAGGGCCCAGGCUUAAGGGGGAGAAUUAAUUUGCAGAAUGAUGUCUAAAAAAGAUUUAAACCCAGAAAAUCUUACCCCGCAAAAAAAAUAAAUAAGCGAGCGCAAAUAUAAAGCUGCUUAUGCUGAUCAAAUGGUCACGAGUGCGAUUUUUUGUUGUUGUCGGCGUUGUUUGUUUGUUGGCUUUCUGUUCUAAAAAUGGAGCGUUUACCUCAAAAAUUUGUUUCUACUUGGAAACAGAUCACCUUCAAGAGACUUUUCACCUGGGAGCAACAUUCAGGGAAGGCGGGGAGAGGAAACCUUUAUAUUAAAAGAGAGGGGAAACAUUCUGUGGUUAGUACAUUUCUGCAUUUCCCUUUCAAUGAAAAUACACGUGGUCAGAUCCUGAGAUAGGCUCCUUCCUAAAUCACUCCAUUGAGUCCAGCAGGGUUUGCAGUUGCUCAGCUGUAGCAGGAUUCAGCUUGUUAGCAGAUUUUUUGUUCUGCUCUCAAAUUCCUCUGCUGGGUUCCUUCUCUCUGCACACUGCAAGCUGGCUGCAUUCCUGUGUGCCUGGGAUAUGGACCUGGGGUCCCAUACCCUGCACUGCAGCUUAAUCUGCAAGAUUGCAGAGGGGAGGCAGAGAUGGACUAAAAUUAUACACUCAGAUCAGGAUAGCCACUGGGCCAGCUUCUCAGCUGCUCUAAACCAGGGUAAUUCCAUUGACAUCAACAGAGCCGCCCAAAUUUCAGUGAGGUCCUUGCCCCAAUGCAAGCAAUGAGCUGUCCAGCCCAGAACCUGCAAUGGGUCUGAUUCACAGAUCUAGAUUAUGCCACUGUCUAUAAGAUCCUCUUCUACCUCUAGACUCCAGCGUUCUGCUGGUUGAAUACCUUCAAGUAUCCAGAGAGCUGGACUCUGAAAUUCUGCUCCCCCUGCAGAAUUUUGCCAUAGGGGAGGGAGGCUUUUGUUAAAGAUGGAAUAGCUUCCAGUAAAUGGCAAGCAAGGAGAACAUGAGGAAAGAACAGAUCCAUGUGGCUGACCAGCCAUCUCUCCUCUGAUCUGAAACCCCUCUUCGAAGACAUCUUUUCUCUAGUUGUCUCGGCUUCCUGAGCUAAGCCAGCAACCUGACAGUGCACAAGCUGCAUCCUGCACAGUAACUGUCGUGUCCAAGCCAACGCAGAAAUAUCCUGCACAAACUCUGUGUUGUUUAAAUGUCAGUGCUGGCCUUUUGCAAAUCCUGGGAGCAAACCGUUUUCCAACGCAGUGAGGUGGGGGUGGGGAGAAUCAAAGGGAGAUCUAGGUGCUAGCCCACCAUGCUCUCAAAGGCCCCCCAAAUGCUGCAUUGGCUAACAAACCAGUAUAAGUGACAGCUGGAUCAUUUAAAGCAACAGGCCUGUCCCUUUCUAGUUUCUGAACUGGACACAAAUUUUCUCAGAUGGCUCACGCUCCCCGCUGGCUUUGAUAAAGCUUCCACCUUAAACACGAAUUCAACGUAAAGACAUAUCCUUGGACGACAGUGUUACUGUGCGCCUCAAAGAGACGACCGCAUUAGAAAGGAGGUCGGGAUCAUUUUUGUUGUCGUUGUUGGUUUCUUUUCUUUGGAAAUGAUCCUAGUUACAAAGAAGAAAGAUCUCUACUAUUUAAAUUGGAAAGCCGUUGUUACUUGGUAAAGGCAAAGCUUCUGUACCUUUGUUAUAAUUAAUUGUAUACCUGUGUAUGUAAAUAUAAGGCAUUCCUAUUUUGCAGUCCAGAACAAAAAAAAAACCUAUUUGUAAUAUAGAAUAAAGUUUAUUAAAAAAUAAUAAAUAAAAAAUAACAAUGUUGUGAUUCCCUGACGUCUAUGACUGUGUGGAGCUGCGGGGGAGCGGGAGAGCUGGAUUUAACCCAGAGAGGCGGGAGGAGAACC